AUGGAAAGACGACAUGGACUUAUCAUGGAGUUCAAAUUAAUAAAUCUUACUCACCUUUGCUUUGCUGAUGAUGUGAUGAUUUUCUUAAAAGUUAUUGUGGCAGCUGCUUCUAGUUUAAAAUCAGCUUUAAUUGAGUUUAGCAGUUACUCUGGAUUGGAGAUAAAUAACCAAAAAACUUCCCUAUUCUUCUCUGUUGUGGAUGAAGACACUUUGCAACAGAUUUUUUUAAUUUUAGAUUGCUCUCAAGGGGAAUUACCAGUCAGAUACCUUGGAAUACCUCUUCUUUCUACAAUAUUAUCUUAUAGAGACUGCUUGCCUUUACUGGAAAAAGUUGAUGAUAGAAUCUAUUCUUGGAAGUCCAAGUCUAUUGUUUAUCCAGAAACAAAGGUUGCUGAUUUCCUUAUCAAUGAUAGUUGGUUUUUUCCCAACUUUAUGGAAGAUGAAGUGCAGAAUGUAGUUGCUCAGAUUUCUUCAACAGACUUCAAUGUUUCUGAAAUUGAUCAAAUUUUUUGGAAGCCUAGCACUUCAGGUCAGUUUUCUAUAAAAGACACUUAUAUUUCUAUCUCUGAUCAUUUAGUCUCACAAGAUUGGAUGCCUUUAGUCUGGUUUAAGAAACACAUACCUAUACAUUCCUUCAUUUCAUGGAUUUCCAUUCAUAAAAUACUAAAAACUAGAAAUAAGCUGCUUAAAUGGGGGAUCACUGCGGAUGCUUCUUGUGUCCUUUGUGGUAAUGCUGUGGAGUCUGAAGAUCACAUUUUUCAUGCUUGUAUGUAUUCUGCUAGCAUUUGGCAAGGUCUUCUUCUUAAGCAUGGUUAUAUUAAAGAAUUAGAGAGUUCUUGGGAUGAAGAAAUAAGGUGGUGUAAUCAACAUUUUACUGGUACAAGUUGUGUCACCACAAUUAAGAAGUUGGUGCUAAAUGGUUUUAGUUAUCAUAUCUGGCGGGAAAGAAAUAACCGUGUUUUUAGAGCCACCUCUAAUUCUCAAGACCAAGUUAGUAUGCUAAUAGUUCAACAUGUUAGAUUUAAAAUGUUAUCUUCUACUUUAAAAGAAGACGAUAAUCCUUCAACCAAAUGGUUCAUGAGUCGCUGGAGCAUCGACUGUAUAUUUAUUCUGCCUGAAACCAUUUUUUGUACUUGGUUAUACCCUGAUGAUAAUGAGAUAAUGAUCAAUACUGAUGGCUCAAAGUAUGACUCUGCUGGGGGAUUUGGGGCUAUUCUGAGGGAUAAUACUGCUGAAGUUAUUGAAGCUGCUAGUGGAAAUGACCCUUUUAUUUCUGGUUUUGCUCAUGAAUUGCAAGGAGUGGAGCUGGGAUUUAAAAUGGCCAUCAAAAAGAAUCUCUUUCGGGUUCACUUGGCUACUGAUUCCAUGGCAGUGUACAAUUUGCUUACCAAUCCAAAUUUUGAACCUCCUUGGAAUGUUUUACAGAUUUGGAGAAGAGUUAAGAGAUUGCGAGAAAGGUUUGAAGUUUGCAGAGUCUCUCACUGCUACAAAGAAACCAAUAGGGCUGCGGAUUGA
Papaver somniferum (opium poppy) is the source of this 1515-nucleotide messenger RNA. RefSeq lists its product as uncharacterized. The coding region runs from base 1 to 1515 and encodes 504 amino acids. Gene Ontology annotation, molecular function: nucleic acid binding; RNA-DNA hybrid ribonuclease activity. The record is from RefSeq and is a predicted model, not a curated record. Lineage: Eukaryota; Viridiplantae; Streptophyta; Magnoliopsida; Ranunculales; Papaveraceae. The transcript has 2 exons.